This is a messenger RNA of Betta splendens (Siamese fighting fish), 1276 nucleotides long. RefSeq names its product coenzyme Q9 homolog (S. cerevisiae) (gene coq9). The record is from RefSeq and is a predicted model, not a curated record. Gene Ontology annotation, biological process: ubiquinone biosynthetic process. The transcript has 9 exons. Gene Ontology annotation, cellular component: mitochondrial inner membrane. The coding region runs from base 104 to 1081 and encodes 325 amino acids. Gene Ontology annotation, molecular function: lipid binding. NCBI's taxonomy places the organism in Eukaryota, Metazoa, Chordata, Actinopteri, Anabantiformes, Osphronemidae.
UUCUUGGUUUCAGUUCUGUUUCCGUGUAGUCAGCAGAGUCGCGCAAAAGUGACGCGCGUUGUAAAAAAAAAAAAAAAAAAAAAAAGGCUCGGUACAGCUGGAUAUGGCGUCGCUUCUUAGAGGUCUACGGGCCCUAAAGGUGCUUCGGGGGUUGGGCAGCGCGGUUGCUACACCAAGAGGAACAAGCCCCUCAUCCAGUCUGAGGCGAGGUUUCCGAUGUACUGCACUAAGGCUUCAGGAUAACAAGCCGCCCUUCUCCCCAUCUGCUGCCUCUCAUGGACACGCUGCUGAUCCAGAUCCAGCAGCCUCCCAGGGAGUCUCAGCAUCUGGCUUAGGAGAAGAGGAUGUUUCAAAGCCAAACACGAGUUAUCAGGAUCAGAGUGGGGAGCACAGUGAAGAGUAUGAAACAGAAGAGCAGCUUCAAGCUCGCAUCCUGACCUCUGCAUUGGAGUUUGUGCCCCUGCAUGGCUGGACCAUGGAAGCAAUUGCUGCUGGGGCUGAGAAACUGGGUCUGUCCACUGCCUCCACUGGUAUGUUCGACAACGGAGCUGGAGACUUGGUUCUACAUUUCAUCGCUCACUGCAACUCACGGCUGACAGAGAUUCUGGCUGAGCAACACAAGCAGGUCCAGCUGGGCCAGGCUGAACCACAGAAGACUGCUGACUUUCUAAGAGUUGCUAUAGAGACCAGACUGAGGAUGUACAUCCCCUACAUAGACACAUGGCCCAAGGCAAUGAGUCUCCUCCUCCUUCCUCACAAUAUCCCAGACAGUCUGAAACACCUUUCCACCCUGGUAGACGACAUUUGGUACUACGCUGGGGACCGGUCCACAGAUAUGAACUGGUACACGAAACGUGCAGCUCUGAUGGGCAUUUAUAACACCACAGAGCUGGUGAUUCUUCAGGACUCAUCUCCAGACUUCCAAGACACUUGGAACUUCCUUGACAAUCGCAUACAGGAUGUAGUCAACAUGGCCUCCACUGCUAAACAGGUGCAGUCAACAAGCGAAGCAGUGGUGCAGGGACUCAUGGGAGCUGCUAUAACAUUGAAGAACCUGACAGGAAUGAACCAGAGACGAUGAUCACAGUCCCUGACUAUACAUCUAAUUUAUGUCACAAGCUGAAGACAACUACGCCAGACUGCAGUUCUUAGUGAAGCCACAUCUUACUGACUACAAUUUCACUGUCCUGCUCAUAAUUCUUCUCUUUGUAUGAAGGACACACAAACUGAAUUUUGUUGUUGAAUCUAUGAAGAUUUAAAUAAAGCAGAAAUACAG